Molecule: messenger RNA, 333 nt
Organism: Lactuca sativa (garden lettuce)
Lineage: Eukaryota; Viridiplantae; Streptophyta; Magnoliopsida; Asterales; Asteraceae
Source: RefSeq, a predicted model, not a curated record
AUGGCAGUUCACGCUGUUACUAAUCCUGCCGCUGCCCCUGCCACUCAAGCACCUACCAGUAGAUAUGUUGGUACCCUUCCUCAGUGCGACAAGUGCAAUUACCAUCAUAAUCCUAGCCCAUGCCGUGAAUUUCUCUAUAACAAUUGUGGCAAGAAGGGUCACACAGCUCGAGCCUGCAAGACACAAGUCCAGCCAACCAAUCAGGUGUCUGGGGCGGGUGUUGGUCAAGCCUGUUAUGGUUGUGGAGAAGUCGGGCACUACAAGAGAAAUUGCCCCAAGGAAACAACCACUGGCAACACUGGGAGAGUGUUAGCUGAUGGGUUUUAUGCAUAA